Molecule: messenger RNA, 2373 nt
Organism: Penicillium canariense
Lineage: Eukaryota; Fungi; Ascomycota; Eurotiomycetes; Eurotiales; Aspergillaceae
Gene: mdr2
Product: ATP-binding cassette permease mdr2
Exons: 3
Coding region: 1-2373 (790 amino acids)
Biological process (GO): transmembrane transport
Cellular component (GO): membrane
Molecular function (GO): ATP binding; ABC-type oligopeptide transporter activity; ATP hydrolysis activity
Source: RefSeq, a predicted model, not a curated record
AUGCGCGGUGUCCGGCUGCCGGCCUGGACUCCCGGCGUCAGCCCUCGGCUGGUUUUGAGACCGCAGAGCGCCGUGCUCUGCAACAUCUUGCCUGUGGCAAACCGAAGCAUCUCUCGGUCUGGCGCGUGCAAUGUCUCAAAUCGACUGUAUAACACCGCCUCUGGGGCUCUUGGCGACAGAGCCGGUGGUUCCAUCCGACCAGCCGAGAUGACGUUCCUGCUUCGCCAACCUACCUCCCAAUAUACCCUGUCUACCUCUCGCAUCGUUCCUCAAACGCGUUUUCUGAGUUCUACGUCGUGUCUCCUCCAAGCGAAGCCGCCCUCACUGCCAUUGAAUCCCUCCCAGGCCAACAGCCGCCCAGUUCCGGAAAAAGAGGCUGAAGAUGCCGAAGAAGAUAAAGGGUUCGAACUUUCGGAAAGAGCUGCUCAAGCUGCGCAGGUCAACCUCCGGGCUAAGCUGGCUAAGGAUGGUGCGUCGGGCAAGAACUCCGGCUUCGCGGAAAUCUGGCGGUUGUUCAAGAUUGCGCGACCUGAAGCGAAGGCGCUCGGUUUCGCCUUCUUCUUCCUGUUGAUUUCGUCGUCCAUCACCAUGUCGAUCCCCUUCUCAAUCGGUAAGAUCAUGGACACGGCUACGAAGAGUGAAGAGGAAGGCGGAAGCCAGCUGUUUGGCCUAAGCAUCCCAAUGUUCUACACUGCUCUCGGUGGAGUUCUGCUCGUGGGUGCCGCUGCCAACUACGGCCGUAUCAUCAUCCUCCGAAUUGUCGGCGAACGAAUUGUCGCCAGACUGCGCUCUAAGCUCUUCCGCCAGACGUUUGUCCAGGAUGCCGAGUUCUUUGAUGCGAAUCGGGUUGGUGAUUUGAUCUCCCGGCUUAGCUCUGACACCAUUAUUGUUGGCAAAAGCAUUACGCAGAACUUGUCUGAUGGACUCCGUGCGGGUGUCAGCGGUGUGGCUGGGUUUACUCUGAUGGCCUAUACCAGUCUGAAGCUGUCCAGCAUCUUGGUUCUCUUGCUUCCCCCCAUUGGUUUGGGUGCCCUCUUCUAUGGACGAGCUAUCCGUAAUCUGAGUCGCAAAAUUCAGAAGAACCUGGGUACAUUGACUAAGAUUGCUGAGGAGCGUCUGGGUAACGUGAAGACUAGUCAGUCAUUUGCAGGUGAAAUUCUGGAAGUCAACCGAUACAAUACACAAGUACGCAAGAUCUUCGACCUGGGUAAACGGGAGUCUUUGAUUAGUGCGACCUUUUUCAGCUCGACCGGAUUGAUGGGUAACAUGACCAUUUUGUCUUUGCUUUACGUUGGAGGCGGCAUGGUUCAAUCAGGCGCUAUCAGCAUCGGAGAGUUGACUUCGUUCUUGAUGUACACUGCAUAUGCUGGGUCUAGCAUGUUUGGUUUGUCAAGCUUCUACUCCGAGCUUAUGAAGGGUGUCGGUGCUGCAAGCCGGCUUUUCGAGCUGCAAGAUCGCCAACCGACUAUCCAUCCCACCAAGGGCAUCAAGGUUGAGUCCGCUCGAGGACCUAUUCGAUUUGAGAAUGUCUCCUUCAGCUAUCCCACCCGUCCUGCUGUGACAAUCUUCAAGGACUUGAACUUUGAGAUCCCACAGGGAACCAAUGUCGCCAUUGUCGGUCCUUCUGGAGGUGGCAAGUCGACUAUUGCAUCGAUUCUGCUUCGCUUUUAUAGCCCAACUGCAGGCAAGGUUAUUAUCAACGGAAAGGACAUCAGUACUAUGAACGCCAAGUCGCUCCGGAGAAAGAUUGGUGUGGUCGCCCAGGAGCCUGUUCUCUUCUCUGGAACCAUCGCCGAGAACAUUUCUUAUGGUCGGCCUCGUGCUACACGAUCUGAGAUUGUCGCUGCGGCCCGGAAGGCCAACUGCCAAUUUAUCAGUGACUUCCCCGAUGGACUUGAUACCCCUGUGGGAGCUCGCGGUGCGCAGCUGUCCGGUGGACAGAAACAGCGCAUUGCCAUUGCCCGUGCACUGAUCAAGGAGCCAGAUAUUUUGAUUCUCGACGAAGCCACCUCUGCCCUUGAUGCUGAAUCGGAGACAUUGGUCAACAGUGCCUUGGCCGCUCUUCUCCGCGGCAAUAACACCACCAUCAGCAUCGCCCAUCGCCUCUCCACCAUCAAGCGCUCCGACACAAUCAUCGUGCUCGGGCCCAACGGCACGGUGGCCGAACAAGGCACAUACGAAGAGCUCAGCUCUCGUCCUGACGGAGCCUUCACCAAGCUCAUGGAGUGGCAGAUGAGCGGCGGAGACGCCAUCCCGGCUCCGCCGGCGCGGGUAGUCCCGCCAGAGGACCUCUACAAGCUCGAGAAGGAAACGGAGGAGCAAGAUCUAGAAGAGGACGAGGUGGAGGAAUCCAAGUCCCAGAAAAAGGAAUAG